ACUUCUACGAAAUGGCUUCAAUUCUUCCCCUCACAGAAAUACAUAUCUAUUGCUUUUCUUCUUUUGCUCUCUUGGAGACAUAUAUUACUCAUAUAUAUAUUCAUCUAUCAAUAAACUAGAGAUAAUUAAGAAGAAAAGCCCAUUAUAAAAUUGCAGCUAGGAUUGAAGGAUGAGUUCAAGAGUUCUUUGCAUUGCCAUGUUGCAUCUCUUCUGUUUGUUCCUUCUCUCAGGAACAAGUAUUGCAGAGAGACAUCAUGGCUCAAAAGCAAUCAGGAAAAGCAAAAAACAACAACAACUCAUUGAUUCUCCUCAAGAGUUGUUUUCACAUACUAUGACGAUGUACGAUGAGGUGAAAGCUGAUGCUGAUGUUCCCGUCAUCAAUCCAGUUCCCACUACUCCUUCCACAACUCCCACCCUUCCUCCUCCCGCUCCCCCGGGUUCUACCAUAACUCCCAUUCCUCCUUCCACUCUUAUUCCCCCCACACUUCCAAACCCCACUCUGACCCCAACCGCCCCAGAUCCCACUCUUCCAACCCCCCCUGCGCCCACUCUUACUCCCACACUUCCAAACCCGAACCCGAACCCAACUCCAUCAGCAGCAUCGAGCGGACAAUGGUGUGUUGCCAUACCAGGUGUUCCAACUACUGCUUUACAGGUGGCUCUGGACUACGCUUGCGGCAUCGGGGGGGCAGACUGUUCAGCUAUUCAGGCAAGCGGAAGUUGUUACCAGCCAAACACACUUCUAGCUCACGCCUCUUAUGCAUUCAAUAACUACUACCAGAAAAACCCAGUUCCUGCCAGUUGUGACUUCGGAGGAACGGCCAGCUUAACAAAAACAGAUCCAAGUACCGGCACCUGCAGCUAUUCAUCAUCAACUGCUUCACCCACACCUCCUCUUACACAGUCACCUCCCACCUCCAUGCUGCCGCCUACAACCCCCACACUGACUCCAACACCCAUUCCGUUGAGCCCGCCUACACCAACACCAGCUAUCACCCUACCACCGCCAGGUCAAACAGGAGUAGAUACCCCGGAACCAUUAGAUUAUGGGGCGCCGACAGAUUCACCUAACUCAGCAUACACCUUCUCACCAAACCUAGUACUACUUCUCAUGCUUUCUACCCUAAUGUUGCAUCAUAUGUAAAUCGAAAGUCAGAAUAAAUGAAGAGAGGGCACUGAAGUUGCAACAAGAGUCUGGUUUCUUUUUUUAUUGCCUCCACACAUUACAUUACAAACUCUUC
Cuscuta epithymum is the source of this 1241-nucleotide messenger RNA. Lineage: Eukaryota; Viridiplantae; Streptophyta; Magnoliopsida; Solanales; Convolvulaceae. The record is from the annotation of a GenBank genome assembly.